UCCCGCAGAUGGCACAACAACACACAGCAUCCACGAUGAAGUUCUUCGCAAUCUGCGCAUUCCUGAUCCUUGCCCUGGUGUCGGUCCACGGCCAUGGAGGACGAUUCGGACAUGGAGGAUAUGGUGGAUAUGGAGGCGGCGGAUAUGGAGGACAUGGUGGCUACGGCGGACCCGGUGGUUAUGGAGGACCCGGUGGUUACGGAGGACCUGGUGGCUACGGAGGACCUGGUGGUUACGGAGGACGCGGCGGCUAUGGAGGAAGUACCGCUAAUGCUAAUGCUGUGGCCACCGCCAAUGGAGGAUAUUGAGCCGUUAGAUAGUUUGAUAACUGCAUUCCCAACUUACUAAGUGUCUUUCAAUAAAAACUAAUAUUAUUGCAAAACUA
This is a messenger RNA of Drosophila gunungcola (fruit fly), 385 nucleotides long. RefSeq names its product neuropeptide-like protein 31. The transcript has a single exon. The coding region runs from base 9 to 308 and encodes 99 amino acids. NCBI's taxonomy places the organism in Eukaryota, Metazoa, Arthropoda, Insecta, Diptera, Drosophilidae. The record is from RefSeq and is a predicted model, not a curated record.